AAAGGUAAGAAUGGCUUAGGAUGUGAUCACAGGGAACAAUGGCUAAAGAAAGCAGUGAUGAAAUGAAAAAAUUAGAAGAGGAGAUGCAUAUGUCAGAAUCCUCUGAAGGUGAAGAAAGUGGGAGGGAAGAUAAUGAGGUCCUUGAGUUAGAAGAGGACUGGGAGGACAUUGAGGAAAUUAAAAAUCCAGAAGAUACUGACAACCAGGGUGACUUACAAAAAGAAGAACUAUCAAAAGGUCUACCAUUGGAAAGCAACAGGAACACAGAUGGAAGUAAGCUCCAAGGGCCAUCAAAAGAGAAGAGAAAGUUUGGCACCUUAAACAUUAUAAAAAACAUUUUUCCAUUCAAGUCAUCAGAGAAAAGUGUGCCAGCAUCUAGAGGGAUUAAGCGGAGCAAAGG
Saccostrea cuccullata (small rock oyster) is the source of this 400-nucleotide messenger RNA. RefSeq lists its product as uncharacterized. The record is from RefSeq and is a predicted model, not a curated record. NCBI's taxonomy places the organism in Eukaryota, Metazoa, Mollusca, Bivalvia, Ostreida, Ostreidae. The annotation marks the transcript as partial. The transcript is spliced from 2 exons.